GUCAGUUCUUUUUUGUCGCGGAUUUAUUGUGAUGCGAUCUUUUAUGACAUCGUGAUCGUGUACUUAUCUAUUUUUCACCACAUUCAAGAACUACAAGUUUACGCCAUCUAUUCACACCAACAACUUUCUUACAUGUUUCUUCUCCGACAUUGGGUAAGGUGCAACGUUAUCACUACCCUAGACGUCGUGUCACAGAUUAGUUUACACUUUACACUCUCGAAAGAAGUCAGUCAAAAAAAUUUAGGAAAAAGGCAAACGAGCAAAGCAGACGAGAGCGAGAAGGUAAGUAAUACCGCACAUCACAUCAUUUGCUUCACCGUCGUGCUGGUAUCUAUGAAGUACUAAGAUAGAAGUUUUUACAGUUUUUUUGAUGAAAAGAUUAAAGGUAUUCGAAUUUUUCCUGAAUAGUUUAGAGGUACCAACAAGAAGAUACAGCAUCACUUUUUCUUUUGUGGAUCUUCUGGAUCUGACAAUUUGAGAAUACAGAACAGCACAGAGUAAGCCGAACGUCUUUCCGCUGAGUUUGGGGUUGCCGUGCGGAUACAACAGAAAAAUCCAGAUAACCACUCCUGUCUAUCUGCCCAUCAUUCAACACAUCGGGAACGGCGAGGCCUGCGGUCGCACGGACAAAAACGUUUUCCAACCACAACUACAACAGCACGCACACCAAUUACAAAGACCCUCCUGCACAGAACUUUUCGGACCAGUAGUACUUCAGUGGAACAGAGAAGCUGAACCUUGACAAAUUGAAUUUCUAAAAACAGCAAGAGAAAGAACCACUUGAAAAGAAUAUGAUUUGUACCACAAAAAGAACUCCUCUUCCAAGACCGGCGGCGAAGCACAACGCCUGCCGAACCGACUCAAGGACUCCUAAUAUCAAAUCGGCAUGAUUAUUCCAAAAGCACUAUCCAAACAAAGCCAGACAUCUUAAUCUUAUCGCGGCCGGAGAUAACGUACGCAAUUUGGAUUUUCUCAUUCUUUCAGCAUCUAUUUCUGGACAACCACAGAACCAGACAAGCAGCAACAGAACACCACCGUACUUCAGCACGUCGACCUGUUAUUCUUCUACUAGGUAGUAACUCCCGCAUAGAAAAAUGAACCUAAACCCGGACGCGGAAGCCUUCGUAAGUACCAGAACCAGUUCUCCGGACAUUGCGGACGCGGAUCAGCAGCUAUUGAUAGAGCAACAACAGCAGUACAACAAGCAUAACCUCCUGCUAGCAGCAUCAGGUAGUAGUUCUUGCACCACAUCUGCUACAUCUGCGGCGACAAUGGACCACCACGGUUACAACACAGAUAGCCACCCCGGCGCAGUGGCCCAUCAUCUGCACCAGCCGGCGGCUACCUACCUCGACCACGGUCAGCACCAGAUGCUGACCGCAAUGCCACUGGCCGGGUACCAGCACGCCGCCGUGCACCUCGACGCCAGCCAGAUGGGCGCGGCCGCCGCUGGUGCGCAUUUGGUCCAUGUAGACCCGUCGACUGGUGCAGCCACUGCUGCUUACCACCUGGUGCACCCCUCGCAGCUGGCGAUGGCGGGCGCAGAGCAUGUUGUCGGUUACGAGCAGGCCGUGGAUGCGGCCGGGAAUCCGAUCGGAGCGACGGCCGCAGGAGCUGCUGGGGCGACGCUGUUGGUAUGAUAGGAUUUUACAGGUCGUGAUGAAGUAGUAGGGAAGACUCUUGUGAUUGUAGUUCUAAAAGUAAAGCAUAGCAUUAGCUGCACGAACAAAAGUUCUUUUCAACAAACAAGAGCAUUUUCUUUUGGAAUGACCACGUGACCAAUUACAUAUACGCUUCCGCUUCGACUUCAGUACCCUGCGGCGACGACCAUUCUCCACCCGGGCACCGCCGGCACCACCGCUGCCCUGGCGACGGCUGACAGCCAGCCAAGAUUGAUCUACCCGGCUUACGUUACCACGGCCGGCGCAACGGGAACCACCCCUACCGCCGGAACUGCGGCGACCGGGGCCGUCCCCACUUUGGCGUACCAAUACCAGCCCGCUACUAUGAUUUAUCACGACCCGAGUUGUCACCAGCUUGUAGCGGGAGCUCCUAGUACUACUGGGGCUGCUGCUGCAGGGACCGCUACCGCCGGCUUCGUCUCCGCCGCGGCAGCGGCCCACCAACACCAUGCAGCAGGCUCGUUUGCAGCUUCUCAUUUCGGAGGAGGUACAACUACAGCAGGGGGUCCUGCUGGUUCGGGCCCCCAUCAACCGAUCACAACUACAACCUCUUCCGCAACGACCGCAGCUUCGCAGGCGGCGAUCUUGCACAACCAGCGACUGCAGCAAGCGGCUAUGGAACAGGCCAGGACCGGAAUCCCGCAAUCUCUGGUCCACCAAUCCUCGCACCGGCAAAGCCAGUACAACAGUAGAAACAGCGGGGCUGGCCAACAUUAUCUGCAGCGGGGUAACACUAACAGCUCGUCUGGGGGUAUCCAAGAAAAAAACACCAUCACAAUCACAUGUAGGAGGUUUUGCAUCAGAAAUUUCUCUCGCAUGCCAAAUUUUUCUUGUAUUGCAAAAACACAAAGGGAAAUCGCCAAUAACUCUUGACUGUGAUGCAUUUUUGCGCAUAACAAAAAUUUUUGUAUUGCAAAAAUGUGCAAUAGUGAUUGCGAUGGUGUUUUUUUCUUGAAUAGGGGGCGGGAUGAUGAUGCGCAACAGUAGUACAACUGCUCAACAUAAUAUGGACGUGUCAGGUUAGAAAUCGACAAAGUUGAAACGAUUUGGCAUGCAUAAAAUGCAAGGCAUGAGGUGCCUGUCUUGCUGGGAUGGCAAGCGAGGCCGAUUGUGAGCCUGUUUAGGGUUCUUCUUCUUUGCAAUAGAGCUACUGAACUAGCAUGACAAAAGCAGUCUGCUGUGCCCAAAUAGCAUGACUAAUUGGAGUCCGGUUCUCGGAAGAUUUGUCAUGCGCCGGUUGAUAAGUGGGCUCCCAAGUGAUAUCGGUUCUAUGCAUUACAACUUUGACGAUUUCGAUCCUGACACACCAAUACACAAUGCGAACUUGCCAGUGGUGGACCAAGCGACGGCUGAGCGGUUAGCGGCGUAUCACUCCGCUAUGAACACCCCGGAACAGCACGGAGCGCUGCACCAGAUGCACGGCUCGGAGGUCCCAGACGGGAUGAAUUAUGGGAACAAUGGGCAAAAGGGUGAAGAUCUUCAUGGGCACCAGUUGAUGUGGACGGCGCCAGGGCAGAUGAACUAUGCGGAUCACGGAUCUUCGUUGUACACGACCGGAGAACAGGUACAAAAAAGAAACGUUUCUUUACAUGGGUUCGUUGUUCUAGUAGAUCAUGCGAUAGAUAAUUGCUGCACCAGUGGAAAAAUGCGACUUCAUCGUAGUUUCAUCUUUCUCCGAGACAGAGCGGCAAUCAUAUUGAUUUCCAGGUGGGCACAUUUUCCUCGUCCCUCCGCAACAGUGGAACAGGUAGCGCGACCACGACUACCAAGAGCACGACUGGUGCCGAUGCCUCGAGAACCACAAAUUCAUCUUCCGAGAUGAAUCUUCCUGAUCAAGAUCAGAAAUGGAAAAGCCACGCCAGUGAAGUGAUCAAGACGACCACCAAGGUCGGGUUGUCGUCGAACAACAGUGGUGCGGAUGAUAUUUCAUGUGGAGGUGUUGCGGAACAAGCGAAUGCAAUGAUGAACCAGGAGGAACAUCAUAACACGGCCACGACGCUUGGUUGCGUCUAUAAUAGCAAGACGUCUGGUACUAUGUCAAAGCCGCUCCAGUAUGGGCAAUUGGUAGAUCAUGAUCAACAACAAGGGCCGCAGCAGCAGGCGCUGAAUCGCAACACCACCGGGAACUCAAGCAACUGGACAGACAGCGAAAGGGCCGGUAACCACAACUACAGCAUGAUGAUGAACAGCAGCUACUCAACCUCUUCGAAUGCUGGACGAGGGCUUCAUCAGAACAGCGGCACUGGAACAUCAAACCCGACAAAGCAGUGGACCCGGCCGGCGAUUUCGCACAUCGCGCAAACCAGUUCUGGCGCAGCUUCCGCUAUGAGUAACUCGCAGCUACAACAGCGUGGCUUGAGCACCAAUACGAUGAUCGUGAACAGCGGCGGGGUCAACUCGUCCUACAUGUUGAACGGGGGUGGUGGAAAUAAGCACCAGAUGAAGAUGAAUCAGUACAACAUGGGCCGCGGUGGCAGCAACCCCAACCACCACUCGUUCGAUCGCAUGACGAGUGGCGGCGGGGGCAGUCGCGGAAAUUAUAGCAACUAUGGAGGCGGUAGCUUUCACCAAAGUGGCCACCCGCAGCAGCAGCAGCAGGGGGGAAUGGGAAACAAUAACUACAACUACAGUCAGCGCGGCAAUGGUAACGGGAUGAACAAUUACAACAGCCAGCAGCAGUACAAUAACCACAACCAGAACUGCGACUACAGCCACGGUGGUGCUGGAACAAUGAAUAACAACAACCCGAUGAGCUGCGCUAGUUACAACAGCGGCCGACCGCUUACCCCGCCGGGGCUCGACAACGGAGCCGGAGAAGAUGGCGGUGGUUCUGGUUAUGGAGGCGUCAGGAUUGAAAUCGUCAAAGUUGACAUAGUUUGCGAUGCAUAAAAUGCAACCCACAAAGUGCCUGUCUUGCAGAGUAGGCAAGGGAGGCCGAUUGUGAGCCUGUUUAGGGUUUGAAAUAGAGCUGCUAAAGUAGCAUGACAAAAGCAGUUUUCUGUGACCAAACAGCAUGACAAACUGGAUUCCGGUGCUACGAAAACUUGCCAUGCGCCGCUUGAUGAGUGGGCUUCCGACUGGCAUCCAUUUUAUGCAUGACAAAUCAUUUCAACUUUGUCAAUUUCAAUCCUGACAGUUCCAUACUGGUUGUGGCUACAAUAACCGCGGCGGCAACAAUCAAAAUCAUGGCAGCUUUUACGGCAAUGGGGGAGGUAAGAUGCACAACAACAUCGGAACAUCAAAUGCUUUCAAUAACUACCAAACCUCCAGAUUCAAAAAUAAUAACUGCUCGCAAGAUCUUCAUCAUGCCAACUACCAAAACAGAGGAGGAAACAAUCAUGAUAACUUGUUGAACCGCGGGGGUAAUUUGAACUACAAUAACGGCUACGGAAAUCGUGGGGCUCAGCAUCAGAGCGGCAAUUUCAACAUGAGUGGCAACUACAAUAUGAACGAUGGCCACGGUGCCGCAGCUGGUGCGAGUGGGGGGUCAUCGACAUCCGGGGCGGGCUCUUACAGCCGGAUGCAGAGCGCAUAUGAGAGGAUGAAUAGCAUGUACGGAGGAGGUGGUGCUGGAAGCAAUACUGGCACGAACAGAUUCAGCAACAACCGCGACAAUUUCCAACAACAGGGUCGCACUUAUAUGGGAACAAUGAUGAACAACGGGGGCGCUGGAAACAAUACCAGGCACCACAAUGGACCACCCGGAGCAGGUGGCGGACCCAGCCACAGCAUGAGCAUGAUGUCCAACAUGGCGACCACGAGCAUGUGCAACCCGCUUCAUAUGACCCGGUUUCCCAACAUGCACGGGGUCGCUCCUGCGUGCGCGAUGAGCGGUUCUUUGAUGCACCGCAUGCACUCGGCGGGGACCACGAUGAUGCAACGUCACAUGGAGGCGAUGAGCAACAGUUGCAACCGAUUUCAGUAUAUGCAGUAUAUGAUGCACAUGCACCAGCAGUACGCCAACAACAACAACAACCAUCAACGCGGCCCAGACAACUACCAUGAUCACCGCAACUACAGUUACAUCAAGUACUACAAGCAGAUCCAGGCAUACCAGGAUACGCAUUGCAAAAGUACUAUCGUACCUACGUGGUAGUAUGGCAUUACUACAAAUUCAAAUGUAGUAAAAGAUCACCAUGGCAAAUCCAUCGAUUUGUCAACAUCAUGCUGAGCAAUGCAAUUUCCAAUUCCACUUCUAAAAUAAUACGAUAGUACUUUUGCAAAAAUGCAUACAAAACCAGCUGGGGCAAAAAGUUUUGCAGAACAAGAUGGCUUCGUACCAGCAGAAAACCGAUAAGGAGCACCGCAACACGAGACUGAGACAGGACCAAACGGCCGCGCAGGCGGAGUACCACCGGCGUAACAACGCAGUGAACGCCCAAUUGUACCAGCAGUCUUUGGAAACCAUGGCGAAGAUUCCGCCGCUGCCCAUCAACGCCUGUCCGCAGCUUCGCGCUUAUCGAGAGCAGGGGAAGGCUUGCACGCUGAAGGAGCUGCUGCAGGACCGCCUCCGGACCAGCCCUUUUCUGCAGUUCGCCAAGGACGCAAUGGGGGUGCACUUGAUUCUCGAGUGCCUGUACCGGCUGAAAGCGGCGACAGAGGACGAAAAUUCAUUGUCCGCUGCUACAACUACUUUGGAAAUAACGAAUGACAAUUAUGUUGAUGGCGUGGUCAAGAAUAAUAAAGACGACGAUGGUUCUUGUACUACUAGAAGCAUCAACAGUAGAGAGAACAAGAUAAAUUUGAAUACUUCUAAACACACGACGACUUCAACUUCUGUCGAAAGAUCCGAGCCCGCGGACCUGCAGAACUGCAUGAUGCAGAUGCUGCCAAAGUUGGUGGAGCAUUGCAAGGACAAAUUUGCGGGGAAAGUGAUCAUCGCUUUUUUCGACGUCGGGCUGAACCACCAGAAACGAACGCUGGCGGAGCACCUCGUGGGAAGCUGUUUGAAACUCUCGCUGCACGCGUACUGAUGAAUAGCGACUUUUUUUCUUAGCAUAAAAUUGUUUCUCAAAUCAUUUUCUAUAUGUUUGACAUAAUUCUGACACUGACUUUACUUUGUGACCAUCUCCUCGUGGUGAGAAGUGCUGUCUUACCGCUAGAUCUCCCAUGCAGAUGGGUCUAAAUCAGUCUUUGAUUCUUUGGGCUCUUCUUCGCUAUAAUUUCCGAUAGUGCGCAUCAUGACCGAGGGGCCUAACCGCGUUCGCUACAUUUUGCAAGAGCCGAGGCACAACGUCGGCCGCAUGUGCAUGAAGAAUGCGAAACAAUUAUUGACUCAAAACCUCCCUUUCACGACACAACAGCCACGGCUGCCGCGUGAUUCAAAAGGCCUUCGAGGUGUCGCAGUCUGACCAGCAGUGCCUCCUGGCUGCGGAAUUGAAGGGGCACGAGGCGGUGUUAAUGGAGGACCAGCACGGGAUAUGACAGUGCACAACUCCCGCCGCUCCCCCUCAUUUGUCAUGCAAAAUCCCAAAUCCAGAGUCCCAGUCGUUGCACUGUGGCACUGUUUGCAUGAAGAAUUUCGAAAGCCCAAACAGUACUACAGCAGGCACAUACGUAAAUUUGUCAUGCACAGGCUCCAGUCGUGGCGCUGGCGUUUGUAUUGCUGCUCAUGCAAUACCAAUACAAAUGCGGGCGAGGGGGAGUUGUGCAUUGUCAUACGGGAACCACGUUUUGCAGAAACUGAUCGAGUUUACGAAGCCGGUGGAAAAGUUCCAGUUCCUCGUCGACACAGUGCUCCGCAACACCUAUCGUAUUUAAAAACGUCCCCACCCCAGAGUUGUCAUGCAAGUCUGCAUGCUGAAAUUGUUUGUCAUGCGGAGCCCGAUGAGAAGCAUUUUCCAAUCGUCUUUUGGAAUUUGUCAUGCUCCAAUCAGCAUGAUAUACUAGAUCUGUGAUGCUGCUCAGAUAGCUCAAACAGCACUACACUACGAGUCGAAAUUUGUCAUGCAAAACAGCCAAAGCUUGUGGAUUUGUCUAGCCGAGUCCCCAUCUUGACUAUGGGGCGGGGACGUUUUUACACGGAAUAACACCGACCGCUUCAUCACGCACUGCUUUGGCUGCCGUGUGGUCCAGCGGAUUUUCGAGCACGGGGCGGACGAGCAAAAGUUCCCGAUUAUGGACUACGUGAAGGACAAGGUUUACGAGCUGAUUCUAGAUUAUGCAAUGUAAAUUUCCUGUACAUGUACAAAAUGCAUGACAAAUUUCGUUACCUUGCAGAGUCCAACUUGUCAUGCUGGACUAGGAUUGAAGGCAAGUUUUGUCAUGCAGAGACUGCAUUUGUACGUGUGCGGGAAAUUUACUGUGGAUAUAGAUCAGUACGGGAACUACGUCGUCCAAAACAUGCUGACUCGCGUAUCCCACGUAAAAACGUCCCCACUCCAUAGUUCUUGUCAUGCAAAUCUGCAUGCUCAAAAUGUUUCUCAUGCGGAGCCCCAUUGACAAGCGUUUUCUAGUCGUGGUUUGGAAUUUGUAGUGCUCCAAUCAGAAAAUGAGGCUAGAUCUGUGAUGCUGCUAAACAAGCUAAGCAGGAUUUUUACACCACGACGCCAAUAAAGAACUUGUCAUGCGCAACAACAAAAGCUGGCUGAUUUGUGUAGCAGGUUUCCCAUCUUGACUAUGGGGUGGGGACGUUUUCGCUCAGGAUACCGCGGGCGACCCUCGGAUCGCGACGCAAUUAUCAGCACGUUGGCCGAUAACGUUCUGGAAAUGGCAACCCACCGCUGCGGAUCGAACACGCUGGAGCGGGCACUGAUGGAGGGAGUAUCAACUGCAAAUAUGUCCUCUGGGUCUGGAAGGUUGGAACUUGUCAUGCUGGAUUUGGAUUCCACAAUAAAUCUGUAUUGCAUGUUGAACAUCAGCAGAAGAGGUCCAGUUUUUGCCACGGCGAGGGGGCGUUUCUCAUGCAGUAUAGGCAUCAGGAAGCCCUCCCAAAAUCUGCGAUGCUAGAGCAUGCAUCACAGACAUCAGGAGUCAUGCAAAAUGUGCAUGACAAGCCUUGCACUCUUCCAGACCCAGACAUAUUUGCAAUGCAUAGGGCGACUCCGGGCACAAGAAGCAGCUAAUCUCCGCCUUGUUGGGCAGUGACGACAUGAAAAAUUGUUCUACGGGUGGACAACUCGUCCCUGGUUCUACGCACGACCGACAGCUGCACCAGCUUGUUCCCGACAAUAACGAAGACGGUCGUGGAGUUGAUGCUCACUCGGCGCAGCAAAGUUGUGAUGAUGUUGAUUUAGACGCCGGUCCGCACCAAAAUCUCCCUCCCAGCAGCCGGUGCACGCCGAACAACGGGCGCCGGGAGUUGACUCCUUCUGGCGAUCAUGCGGUCGACCAGGUCAGUGGUCUGCGGCAAAGCAAUCUCGACCUUAUGAACAGGACAAGCGGCAGCCCAGCAUCCAGCUGUGUGAUGAACAUGAGCGCUCGAAUUUCGACUUGCACGCCGAACGGACGUAUGGAUUGCAAAAGUGUCUGGGUCUGGAAAGUUGGGACUUGUAUUGCUGCUCUUACAUUUUUCCUGUGAAAUCUGUAUUGCAUGACCAACAAAAGUCGCAGGAGCCCCUCUUGUCAUACAAAAACGCAGUCUUCUCAUGCGGACUGCGCAUGAGAAAGCGUUCUGCAGCCUUGUCAUGCUUUCCUGCAUAAGGAAGGGUUUUCUUGAUCCACCUUUUAGCAUCAGAAAUUUCCAGACCCAGACAUAUUUGUACUUGAUAGGACGGGUCAGCACCUGGUCGACGCUGCAGGCUUAUCGGGAUGUGCACAAGAUUUACGCUGUGCAAAAGUAUCGUACUCGUACUGCAGUCAUGCAUUACAAAUCUUUUCGUUAUAGGUAAAUCCGCAUUACAAACUUCAUUUCUCUUCAUGCUGAGAAAAUAAUUUGUAUUGCAUUUAUACGAGUACGAUACUUUUGCAGUUCACAAGAUCCCGCUACUGACAAUCAUGAAGGAUAAGUUCGGUAUUUAAUACGACUACGGGGACAUGAUGAGGGAUGAUCUGUGCUGGAAUUUUUGCUGCAUAAAGUGAUAAUUUGUCAGCAUGAUAGUACAACUUUUUGUGAAGAUGCAUGGGGAUGAAAAAGUCUAAGUGCGCUGCAUCAUCUGCACAACCUCAACCACAACCUCCUACAGGUAACUUCGUGGCCCAGCGUCUCCUCCUGAUCUCGGAUAUGGAUUGCAAAAAUGUCUGGGUCUGGAAGAGUGCAUGUUUGUCAUGCUUGUCUGGCAUGACUCUCAAAUCUGUCACGCACGUUACCCAAGAGCUCCAUUUUUCUGUGAUGCAGGAACGCAGUUAUUUGUCAUGCAGAAUAGGCAACACCUAGAAGCUCAGAAACUUGCCAUGCUGAGCCAGCAUUUGUGGCCUCAUCAUGAGACGCCACCCAGCAUCACAAGUUUCCAGACCCAGACACUUUUACAUUUGAUAUAGGAGGGCGACGAGCGAAAGAAGCUGAUUGCCAAACUCCGCGAAUAUGAGACUCUCAAACGUUACAUUCUCAACUGUUACAUGAAUUUGUCAUGCAGAAGCACCCAGGUUUGGUCAUCUUUCUCUUUACGCGAGCACCUACCCUUCUUCUGUACCUUUUAUGGUAUGUUGGCCCAUACCAGUACAGUUCUCGGUCGGGUAGGACCCCGGGUGGCGGUAGUCUGCUUCUUGUCUUGAUAUUUUUGCUGCUGCUGGGCUGCCCUGCUUGCGCGCCUUUCCCUUCUUCGAUGCUGCUCUCGUUUUCCUCGUACUUGACCAGCGGAUAGAUGCGUAACAAUUCGUUGCUCUACCCUCUGUUGCCCAAUCGUGACUCUACCCUCUGUUGCCCAAUCGUGACCAUGCCCGUAGGAACUACUUUAAUACUGUCUCUACGACUUUUGACUUCAUUCAUAACCUUCAAUUGUAUUCCUACCUAACUUGUAUUUUUUGUUUUUUCUCUGUACGAUUGGCCAAAGCGCCACCGGGACAGCCUGCCCGUAGACCACCGAUGUCAUGCAGAAGCACCAUCAUCAUCCACUCGAUCAAGCUGCUUGGCAUGACAAAUUUGCCUAGGGCUAAACAGCGCCUAAAUCCGCACGGAUUUUGUAAUGCUACAGGCGCAAUCUCCUCCCUUUCACUUUUCCCAUUCUUGCAUCACAAAUCCAUGUAACGGUUGAGAAUGUAACAGUUGAGAACGCCAUAGCGAACACACCCACAUUUUGAAACGGUUUCCCUACGGGAAGUACAUCCUCCACUGCGUCAUGAAACUGGAGCUUCGCGAGAAGUACGGGGCGACGGACGGAAAGUCUCGCGUCCACCCCCUGCCCCCACCGUUGCCUGGAACCUUUUCUGUGAAUGGGAACAAUGGACCACAAAGGGGUAAUAAUAAUAACGUCCAGACCUCCACGCCACAGAACAGUACAAAUGUAAAUGCUCUUGCGACUUCUACCACGAACAGCGCAACCCCGAUGAAGAGGAAAGAUUCUGGAAGUUCCCCAGGACAGAAGCUUCCUCACGUAUGGAUUGCAAAAGCAGCGUACUAGUAUGAAUUGCAUUACAAAUUUGCUCAGCAUGAAAAAUUACAUUUGUCAUGCAGUUUUACCUUGGAACGGAGAUUUGUCAUGCAUACUUACACUGCAAUUCCAAUUACUACGAGUGCGACGCUUUUGCAUUGCAUAUGACGUGGACAGUAGCAAGUUCUCCACACCGGAGCAGCAACUCGAGCGGUUGAUGGAUAUGGAUUGCAAAGUAUCGUACUCGUAUAAAUGCAGGUCUUGCAUUACAAAUUUCUUUGUCCAGCUCCAGGCAAAUCAGCAUUACAAAUUUUCUUUCUCAUGCUGAGAAAAUUUGUAAUGCAUUUAUACGAGUGCGAUACUUUCGCAAUGCAUAAUGGAGAUCAGCCAGCGAAAUAGCGAGGGAGGGAGGGCGGAUGGUGCUGGUGGAGCGGGAGGGGAAGAUCUUCAAGAUGGGGAAAUAAAUGUUACACCAUCAGGGACAAGCUGCAUCAACACGUCCAGUAAAUUGCGCACGUCGUCUGGGAACGAACUACAACACCUCGAUGGAGAGCCGCAGCUGCGUCGAAACACGAGCAACGCGAACCUGAGGACUUGUCUACCUCGAGAGUCCAAAUCACAACUUCCCACGACCAGCCACGAUUUCCUUGAUUUCCUUCAGGGCGACGAAAACGAGGAACUCGACCGACGGAUGGAGGACAUCGAGAUGGACAUUCAGCACUGCCUAUGAGAUGAGUGCACAACUCCCUCUCGCGGCCCUCGUUUGCAUUUUAUUUGCACAAACAGCAACACAAGCGGCGGCAAGAAUGCAGGUUUGCCAUGACAAAUCCACCCUGGAAUAUAGUGCUGUAGUUUAAGGAGCUUCCAGAAUUUGUCAUGCGAAAAGUGCCAAGAGGCAAAGGGUCGUGGAUUUGGUAUUUUGCAUGACAAAUGAGCGGGACGACGGGGGACGUCGAGUUGUGCACUCUCAUACUGCCGAGAACAAAAUCCGAAAGACGAACUGGAAAUGGAGAUCAUGGACCAACAGAUCAUGGAGGACGUUGGCGACGAAAUUGAUGCCGACUUUGGAGGUUUAAUGCAGCAUGACAAUAACUCCUUUGGCCCUAGUACGGGAGCGGGACCCCGGUCGUCGUCCGGGUCGUUUGCUGCUGGUGUUGAAGAUCAUGUCGCCACUGACGAUGAUAUGCAGGAGCUGUUGCGCCCUGCUUGUCCCACAAUCAUGACAGCAGAUCAUGGUUGUUCGUCUUCUUUCCCUCCCCCCAAGUGCUCCUCGAGUAGCUCCCCGGCGGCCUGUCGCUCCCCGGCGGAAAGACAGCAUGGAGACUUGUUUCAUGGAACGCUCUCCGCGGACGAUUUGCUGCUUUCCCCGCUUGACGAGGACCGAGACGAGGUGGAUUCCUUCGGCUCCGACCCAAUCGUCGGACCGCCCAGGAGCUAUUCGGAUUACGAUACGGCGGUCGCGGGGCUCACUUGCUUGGCCGAUGAAUUGCUAUCAAAUGCAAAAGCAUCGUACUAGUAUAAAUUGCAAUACAAAUUGGCUCAGCAUGCCUAGUAUUGAAUUGCAAUAUAAAUUGCAAUUCAAAUUUGUAAUGCGGAUUUGCCUUAGGAACUGGAUUUGUAAUGCAUGUUUGCAAUUACUACGAGUGCGAUACUUUUGCACAGGAUAAUUGCACAACCGGGACAAUAAUUUGUUGAUGAACUACACCCACGACAGCACUCUCAACGAAAAAGCCGUCGUAUCAAAUGCAAAUAUCCCUGGACGUCUGGGAGAUUGCGACGAGAUUUGUCAUGCUAGCCCGGCCUGACUCUGAAAUCUGUGUUGCGUGGCCACAAAGUAGAGCUCCUCUUGCCUGUCAUGCAAAAACACAGCUAUUUCUCAUGCGGGGUACGCAACGCAGAACCAUGGAAAAACUUGCCAUGCUUGACUGCGCAUUACAGUGCGCGCCCUAUUCCCUUCCUUGCAUCACAAGUGGAAGUUUCCAGACAUCCAGGGAUGUUUGCAUUUGAUACGUCAUUCCGGCGGUGGAUGUGUCUGCGGGAGAGACCGCCGCGACCCCCAGCUCCAGUCCAGGCGGAAUUCUCGGGAGUGAGCACUCGUUGCUAGAGUUGCAGGUGACAACUACAACAGCUUCGACUGGAACUUCUGUAGAGCAGAUGCUAGCCGGGAACAGCUGUAAUUAUCACGGGACGACGUCGAUCAUGUCAAAAAGCGAGGACAUGCUGAAUGGCGAGCAGUUGACUGCCAUUCAUGAGAGCGAUAACGAGUAA
Amoebophrya sp. A120 is the source of this 13417-nucleotide messenger RNA. Lineage: Eukaryota; Dinophyceae; Syndiniales; Amoebophryaceae. The record is from the annotation of a GenBank genome assembly.